UUAAGUGCUUCUGUGCCUAGACCACGGCAGCAUGUCGACAGGUGAGUGAUCUAUCUCCUUGCAUGCAAUCCAACUGCAUCUGUCCCCUCAGUGUCCCCUGCAUCCAUUCCCUCUGCAUCUCCCUGUCUCCCUUGUAUCCUUUUCCUUGGUUGCCCCCUGCAUCAAUCCUCCUUGGAAUUAAUCCCCUCCUUUCCCCCUGCAUCCAUCCCCUCUGCAUGCCCCUGUCCCCCUUUUAACCAACCCCUUUGGUCCCCCCCUGCAUCCAUCCCCUUGUUCCCCCCUGCAUUCCCCUUCCCUUCCUGCCUCUGUCCCCUCUGUCCCCCCUGCAUCCAUCCUCUUUACACGCAGCCCCCAGUCCUCUUUGCAUUCCUCCCUUCCACGUGCCCCUGUGUCCUUGCCUCCCUCUCUUCUGGCCAUCCCCCAUGUUCCUCCAGCCCCCCCACAUGCCCCACAUCCCAUUGGUCCCUGCCAGACACUUGGCUCCAUCCCCAGUCCUGGGGAGUGCUGGGUGCCAAGGAGUUGAAAUUUCAUCCAGCUGUAAUCAGGAGAUGGGAAAGUGGCCCCAGAGCAGCUCAACUUUAUUUUUAGCUCUGCUUCCCCCUUCAGCAUCCCACCCUGGCAUCACCCCACACCACAGCUGGUGCUCAGACCCCACAGGUGGUGAGGACCCUGUGCCAGGGUGCUGGGGACGGGGCAGUCAGUGCCACUUGCACAUCGGCCACCAAGUCCAGGGACCGAUGCUGGGGUCCAGGGACUGCUGAGGUUGUGCCAGGUGCUCGAGGUGGCCGUGCAAGCCGAGCCUGCCACGGCCCCAGUUAGCCCAGCAGGGUGAGAAGCCAGCCACAGGGAUGGAUGAGGCCAGUCCCUGCCUGCAGUGGAGCCGUGGACAACAACCACCUCUGGGACACCAUGUGGCACUGGAAUUCCAGCCCCAUGGCCAAGGUGCCAUGGGGUCUUUGUGCUCAGAUGUGGCCAGACGUCCCAACCUGCCCAGAAAAGCUCAAGCAGCACAAAAUCAUCUUUGUGGUGGGUGGCCCCGGCUCGGGGAAGGGGACACAGUGUGAGAAGAUCGUGCAGAAGUAUGGCUACACCCACCUGUCCACGGGGGACCUGCUGCGGGCAGAGGUCAGCUCCGGCUCGGAGCGGGGCAAGAAGCUGCAGGCCAUCAUGGAGAAGGGAGAGCUGGUGCCCCUGGACACGGUGCUGGACAUGCUGCGGGACGCCAUGGUGGCCAAAGCAGACGUGUCCAAGGGCUUCCUGAUCGACGGAUACCCCCGCGAGGUGAAGCAGGGAGAGGAGUUUGAAAAGAAGAUCGCGCCCCCCACGCUGCUGCUCUACGUGGAUGCGGGGAAGGACACAAUGGUGAAACGCCUGCUGAAGCGAGGCGAGACCAGCGGGAGGGUGGAUGACAAUGAGGAGACCAUCAAGAAGCGUUUGGAGACCUACUACAAGGCCACCGAGCCUGUCAUUGCCUUCUACAAGAGCAGAGGCAUCGUCCGCCAGCUCAACGCCGAGGGCUCCGUGGAGGAGGUUUUCCAGCAGGUCUGCACCCACCUCGACUGCCUGUAACCAAACCCCCGGCCCCAAUUCCCCCCAGUGCACUCCAGCAGAGACAGCGGAAGCGGCUUUAUCCUGUUUUCGUGGACGGAGCCGUGCGGAGGAAAUUUCAAGGACAUUGUGUUUGGCUCUUUCCCGUCUCUCCCCAGUAAAGUUCACUUUAAUGAA
Molecule: messenger RNA, 1725 nt
Organism: Hirundo rustica (Barn swallow)
Lineage: Eukaryota; Metazoa; Chordata; Aves; Passeriformes; Hirundinidae
Gene: AK1
Product: adenylate kinase 1
Exons: 6
Coding region: 853-1569 (238 amino acids)
Biological process (GO): nucleoside triphosphate biosynthetic process; ATP metabolic process
Cellular component (GO): cytosol; cytoplasm
Molecular function (GO): ATP binding; nucleoside diphosphate kinase activity; AMP kinase activity
Source: RefSeq, a predicted model, not a curated record